This is a messenger RNA of Diaporthe citri, 1740 nucleotides long. RefSeq lists its product as uncharacterized. NCBI's taxonomy places the organism in Eukaryota, Fungi, Ascomycota, Sordariomycetes, Diaporthales, Diaporthaceae. The transcript has a single exon. The coding region runs from base 1 to 1740 and encodes 579 amino acids. The record is from RefSeq and is a predicted model, not a curated record.
AUGCCUGACUUCUAUGCCGUUCCCUACCCGACUGGCCAGGACCCAGGCCAGGUACACCCGCGGCGAAGCCGCACCGUUGAGUACCGCCGCCUCGUGUCAGAUCCAUGCAGAAGCGGCAAACUGUCGCUCGAGGGGUACCGUUGGGCCGCGUACCUCUACGGAGGAGAGACAUGCGUGUCCUUGCGCACAUACACCACCACCACCCGAUACGACAGCCUGCUCGCUCGUCGCCAAGGCGAUUGCGCCGCGUUCCGACAAGCACUAGGCGAGGAAGACUACAACGGCAUGCCCGACCGCGACGUCGAGUACAACAUCUACGUGCCGCACGACCUGCUCCCAGACUACCCCAUCGGCCGUGCCAUCACCGUGACCCAAGCACGGAACUACCUCGGCCAAUUCCCAAUCCCCCUCUGGAUAGACCGUGACAGCCCGUUAUACCGCGGGUGGCACCUCAAUCCCGACACCUGGAAGGGCGAGCAGUCGCUUGACGACCUUGGACUAACCGCCGACUCGAUACACAGACAUAUGCCAAGCACUCCGCCGUCGUUGACAUCUUCCAAUCCGCCGAGUCCCUUUUCACACGGUCCGCCCCCUAGCAAUCUUCACCGCGGCACGCCACGCAAUCGCAAUCAGAAGAUGCCGCCGAAGGAGCAGGCCCGCAACACUCGCGGACGAUUCGUCCGCCAGGACAAGGACGUGAUGGUCAACCCGAAGGAGGCCACCGCCAUCGUCUUUGCCGCGGCGGCCCUUACUUACAUGAGCGAGAACCUCGACCUGUACCCCGCUGAGUGGACCACCGGAGCUAAAACCAACAAAGCUGCUAUCCUGUCGCUGGCCAACAAGGUUAACCAGACCGCCGACGGACUCAACGAGCCGGAGUCCCCCGCCGAGGUGCUUCGCCGCCUCCAACUCGACUCCGCCGCGGCGACUCCCAGCCGCAAGCGCACCGCGACAAUCAGUCUCCUUGGAGACGAAGAGGAGGACCAGCGCGUAUACAAGUCUGGCAUCCUCUUCAAGAAUGAGGAUAGCCCGUUCGCGCUGCCUGCCAAGAAGACCGCCAUUGCUACCCGCUCGGAGAAGUCCAACCCUUCUGCUAUCGCCACUCUUCUUGAGAAUAAGGAGUAUUUCAAGUCCGUAGCCGUCUUUAUGAGCAAGUUCGGCGAGGUUACCAACCUCUCCUUUGACCCCCGUUGCCCCGCCAUUGAAGACCUCCGCGCCGGCCGUCCUAUCGGCGGCGACUCCGUUAUCACUAUCGGUCUCGAGCGCGUCCACGCAGUCUUCAUCCAUGAUCAUUUCACCACCGGCAGCCUAAUCCCAAGCACCCUACUCAAGGGACUCGACAAGGCCGCAAAUUUGAUCCAAAAUGCCGACCCUGACAACCUGACCGACAAGGUACCGGUUAGCUUUGUCCUCCACGCAAUGCUACGCAUGAAUCGAGACUUCGGCGUCGUUAAGCUUCGGUACACCGAUGAUAACCGCAUUGAUAAGGGAGCUACUAUAAACGCAUGGAAGACCAAGUACGAUAGCACUCUUGACCAUAACAGCAGGGAGACCAUGUGUCGCCGAGUAGCUGGGCUUGUUGACUACGUUAAGCACCAUGGAGUGGUCAAGUGCCACGCACUUACCGAUCGAGAGGUCGACCUUAUCACCGCCGGCGUUGCCGACGACACUGUGGACGCGCUCUGGGGCUCCGGUGUCAACAACGCGCGUGGCCGCGGUGCAGCCUGCGACAUCGACUAG